CAUUCACCAUGUAAAUCGAGUUUCCUACCCCAAGCAAUCAAAUUGGAUUGUAUUUAGACGUGUCAUUAUUACACAAGAGCUGGGCUCUUCCAUAUCAUUUCCACAGGUUGAUAGAGAUAGAUUAUACACGCGUCCAACCCUCCAACUCCAGCGACGAUGAACGGCCAUCGUCCUGAACGACCUCACCACAGCCGUCAACAUACCUUUCCUCACGCAAACACCUCCCGCCGAAAACCUCGACGAUGGCCCCUCGUCUUCCGCGUCACGAAAGGCGCCGUCCACUCCCAGAUCCUCCUGGCUGUGCUCCUCCAUGCCGCCUUCACCGCAGUUGUCGUCGCGGUCGACAAGUACACGCCCGGCGAAAUGGGCCUCCCGUCGAACAUAAUCCCCUCCCUUUCCAUCGUCGUGGGCCUGAUGCUCGUCUUCCGCAACCAGACGAGCUACGACCGGUGGUGGACCGGCCGCAACCAUUUCGCGACCAUCUGCGGCGCGGUGCGGAACCUUAGCCGAUCCUUCCUGACGAACGUCGGCCCGCUGGACGGCAAAGGAGGGAUAUCCCAAAGCCCCAUCGAAGACGGCACACAGGCCUCCGAAUCUGAGAAAGCCGAAACCGAGAGCGUCGUCCGUGUGCUCGUCGCCAUCCUCUACGCCGUCAAGUUCUCCCUCCGCGGCGAAUGGUCCGACGAGCCCCUCUUCCCCGGCGGCCCCCCGAAGCGCCCCAUCAUCCCCGGCAUCCCCGGCUGGAUGACCCCCAGCGGCGCCGGCGCCGGCGUCCGCACCCCCCGCACCCCCACCGCCUCCUCCGCCUCGGGCGCCCUCACCUCCGCCAUCAACGCCGGCCUCCUCGAAGCCUCCCUCGCCUCCAGCGCCACGCUCACCACGCCGCGAUCCAUGUACUCCUCCCUCCUCCCAGAGUCGCUCGCCUCGCUCGAGCACCGCGGCGUGCCGCUCCCGCUGCAGCUGACCUCGCUCGUCGAGUCGUACAUCCGUCGCGGCGCGCAACGAAAUUGGUUCAGCGCCCCGCAGGCGUCCGGGUUGACCGCGCAGGUGGGCACGCUGAUCGACGCGUUCUCGCGCAUGGAGACGAUCCGCAACACGCCGAUCCCCGUGGCGCAUCUGAUCCACGCAAGGCAGGUGCUGGCGCUGUAUAUCUGCGUGCUGCCGUUCGCGAUGGUGGAUGAUAUGGGGUGGUGGUCGCUGCCGCUGGUGUCGUUGGUGAGCUUUACCUUGUAUGGGAUUGAGGGGAUCGGGAGCCAGUUGGAGGAUCCGUUUGGGUAUGAUCGGAAUGAUAUCAAUAUGGAUGCGAUUGUGGCUGAUGCAAGGGUGGAGGUGCUCGCAUUGCUGGAGGAAUGGAGGAGUACUGGUGGCCGGCUUUUUGCCAUCUAAGAUGAAAUGUGAUGGAUCAGUGCAUUGCCGAGCGACUCUGUUUUAGCGAGUAUUUAGAGAAAUGAGCGUCGAUUUUCGAGCCCCGUUGUCAGAUAUCAUGUCGUUCAUUUACUAAACUACCUAUACCUACCGGUAUAAGUUUGGACGUAGUUGCGACGGACGUA
Messenger RNA from Eremomyces bilateralis CBS 781.70, 1550 nucleotides. RefSeq lists its product as uncharacterized. NCBI's taxonomy places the organism in Eukaryota, Fungi, Ascomycota, Dothideomycetes, Eremomycetales, Eremomycetaceae. Gene Ontology annotation, molecular function: chloride channel activity. Bases 157 to 1386 code for a protein of 409 amino acids. The transcript has a single exon. The record is from RefSeq and is a predicted model, not a curated record.